AUGGCUUUCCUUGGGAUCAGUGUUUCCAAUUUCACUGUGAACUUGCCGGGCAGGCUUUUCAAUGCCACCAAUGCCAGCCAGGUCUGCACUUUCUCCGUUAUAAGUGUGCUUCAACAGCGUUUAAACAUGUUUCUCAUCUCUGUGGCUCUGUGUCUCGUGGGCACAUUGUUGGCUAACCCACUGCUGGUGGUGCUUAUUUUGUUAACAAAACGGUUUCGCCAGGAGACAAGAUACGUGCUUCUGGCCAACAUACUGGUGGCAGACCUUAUUUUCCUACUUCUCAACAGCCUUAUAUCCAUAAGCGUAUCAGUGCAGCAAUGCAUGCCCACAUUGCUCUGUGAUGUUGCAGUUAUUGGACGAAUCGUAUCUGAAUUGAGCAGUGUCAUUACCAUCACAGUUAUGGCGAUUGAUACCUACGUGGCAGUUAGCUUCCCACUACGUUACUUGUCACUCAUAUCCCCGUCACGAACCAUCAAGCUUAUAAUCCUGAUUUGGAUUCUAGCAUCAAUGUACCCACUCAUCUUGCUAUCUGCAAUCCUGGCAAAGCAACCGGCUCUGACUCAUGGUCACAAGAUGUGCCUCAUGCUGCCACUCCCAGAAUUGAGCUCUUUUGAUCGCCACCUGAUAUUAGAAGUGAACAUUUUCCUUCUGUGCAUCAUUUUGCUCUUUUUCCCAAUGGUACUGUACUGCUACGUCAUGCUGUAUGUCAAAACAAGGAGCUCAGGCAUCUGGGACAGUGUCAAAUCCAGGGCGAGAAUGACUCUACUAAUACAUGGGAUAGUUCUCUUCCUGUAUUUCGUCCCCUGUUUGAUUUUUAGCUUUGAGAUUGUGUUCAGAGAUUCACAACUCAUCGGCCUCAGUGAUAGAAUAUGGCUCCACUCCAUCAACAUUUACGUUUUCAUGAUGCUCCCACGACUGCUGUGCCCUUACCUUUAUGGUUUGAGGUACAGGGAAUUGGCAGAAGCAGUCAAGAGGCUACUUACAAUAAGAACCCAUCGCGUACAUGUGAUAAACACAUAG
Molecule: messenger RNA, 1020 nt
Organism: Hemiscyllium ocellatum (epaulette shark)
Lineage: Eukaryota; Metazoa; Chordata; Chondrichthyes; Orectolobiformes; Hemiscylliidae
Product: probable G-protein coupled receptor 148
Exons: 1
Coding region: 1-1020 (339 amino acids)
Biological process (GO): G protein-coupled receptor signaling pathway
Cellular component (GO): membrane
Molecular function (GO): G protein-coupled receptor activity
Source: RefSeq, a predicted model, not a curated record